Molecule: messenger RNA, 4151 nt
Organism: Periophthalmus magnuspinnatus
Lineage: Eukaryota; Metazoa; Chordata; Actinopteri; Gobiiformes; Gobiidae
Gene: slc37a1
Product: solute carrier family 37 member 1
Exons: 20
Coding region: 322-1869 (515 amino acids)
Biological process (GO): phosphate ion transmembrane transport; glucose-6-phosphate transport
Cellular component (GO): endoplasmic reticulum membrane
Molecular function (GO): glucose 6-phosphate:phosphate antiporter activity
Source: RefSeq, a predicted model, not a curated record
GUGGCGUCACCGCAGUCACAACCAGGAAGAGUCCGUCUGUCCACCGUCCACCUCGGUCCCCCUACCGGGACCUGCCCUCUGCGCGCCGCUCUGAGGACAGCUAAACCCGGACCCGAACGGGCAGUGGCAUCGACGGAGAGUCCCGGAGCAUCUGAGGGGUCUGUGCCUGGAAAAAAGGCCCUUCGCACGGCCUCCUAGAGCAGCUGGUGCCCUGGUGUGGAUCGCUUUGCUUCGGAUCUCCAGCUAACGUGGAUCUUAUCUUUGUGUGUUAUGGAGUGCACAGGUGGGAGCUGACUCCUCUGUGACCCCUGACCCCGGGCCAUGGCUCCACUUCCUCCUGGAAUCCGCUUCCUGGUCUCUUUUAACAGAGACCAAUGGUACCGUGCUCUGACCUUCUGCCUGACCUUCCUGCUCUACACCAGCUUCCACCUGUCCAGGAAACCCAUCAGCAUCGUCAAGAGUGAGCUCCAUAAGAACUGCUCCUCUCUGAGUGAGACAUGGACCUCGAGCGGCACCCCCUCCUCUGUAGCCACACUGCCCCCAGACCACUGCAGCUGGAAGCCUUUUGAUAAGAGUAACUACAAGCAGCUGCUAGGGGCCAUGGACUACUCGUUCCUGUGUGCCUACGCUGUGGGCAUGUAUCUCAGUGGUAUCAUUGGUGAGCGAGUGCCCAUCCGCCUCUACCUGAGUGUGGGCAUGUGGUGCAGCGGUCUCUUCACCUGUCUCUUUGGUUUAGGGUACUUCUACAACAUCCACAGCCUCAGCUUCUACAUCACUGUGCAGGUGGCUAACGGCCUGGUGCAGACCACGGGCUGGCCUAGUGUGGUCACCUGCAUUGGGAACUGGUUCGGAAAAGGACGCCGUGGUCUGAUCAUGGGCCUGUGGAACUCUCACACCUCGGUGGGGAACAUUCUGGGCUCACUAAUCGCCGGUUACUGGGUCUCCUCACACUGGGGCCUGUCCUUCCUCGUCCCUGGACUCAUCGUUGCUGCCAUGGGCCUGGUCUGCUUCCUCUUCCUAGUCGAGCAUCCAAAUGAUUUGAAGACUACGUCCGCGGGAAAAGUGAGCCAGUGGAAUGGAGCUUCAUCAGACUUCAGGCCUCAGUACAAAGAAGGCAAACCACAGAGCUGUGACACGGAGCUGCUGCUGCCCCGGGACAGCGAGUGCGUCCAGGUGCAGCCCGUGGUGGUGGUCAAGAGCCAAUCAGAGCCCUCUGCUAUCAGUUUCAUGGGAGCACUGCGCAUACCGGGCGUUGUGGAGUUUUCCCUCUGUCUACUUUUCGCCAAACUGGUCAGCUACACCUUUCUGUUCUGGCUGCCCCUCUACAUGACCAAAGCAGCUCACCUGGACGCCAAGCGAGCAGGAGACUUGUCCACUCUGUUUGACGUGGGAGGGAUCAUAGGAGGGGUCUUGGCUGGGGUGGUCUCUGACAAACUGGACAAAAGGGCCACCACCUGUGCUGUGAUGCUGCUGUUGGCCGCUCCCACUCUCUACGGCUUCUCCAUGAUCAGUCAGUUUGGAAUGGGCCCGACCAUAGGCAUGCUGCUGGUGUGUGGAGGCCUGGUGAACGGGCCCUACGCUCUCAUCACUACUGCCGUCUCUGCAGAUCUGGGCACACACAAGAGCCUGAAGGGAAACUCCAGGGCCCUGUCCACUGUCACAGCCAUCAUCGACGGGACAGGCUCCGUGGGAGCUGCACUCGGCCCCUUACUGGCCGGACUGCUUUCUACAAGAGGAUGGGACCAGGUCUUCUACAUGCUCAUGACAGCAGACUUCUUAGCUCUCCUGCUGCUGCUCCGGCUGGUCACCAAAGAGCUGAGCUGCAGUCAGUCCAGACCCAUCACCGCUGUCCAGUUGAAGGAGCACUGAGGACAACCAUGGGAAAGCUGCGUCAGAAGAACAUGCUCCUAUUGACUGUGGAACCUGAGGAACAUAUGAAAAACAUACUCUUCCUGAUUGUUCUGCCUGAAGAACACCUCAGGAACAUAGGAACAUGCUCGUUUUACCUCUUUAUAUCCUGACUGUGGAACUUGAGGAACAUCUGAUGAACAUGCUUCUCCCUAUUGUGCUGAUUGAAGAACAUCUCAGGAACAUAUGAAGAACAUGCUCCACCUGACCUCUUCACAUCCUAACUGGCGUCUGAGGAACAUCAGAGGAACAUGCUUCUUCUAACCUCUACAUCCAAAGAAUAUGUUCUAGAGGCUCAUUUAUGCUCCACUUUCGUACAUAAAUAGAUCAGUGUGUUCCGAUUAUAGUAACUGUUACUGAAUUUAUACUUCCAAAUGUUUCUAAUAUCUAGUCUGUGUUCUCUUAAACCGCCACCAGAAUGUGCUCAAGUAAAGACUUGACCAACACGAAAAGACCAGAUUAAUUCUAAAAUUUCGAUACUAAAUGGACAUGGCUAACUCACUAGCCUCCAUUUUGCAAAUAGAACAUGGAUUCUAGCUCCAGUUCACUUUGUACUGAACAACCGUCGCCCUUCUCUCUGUAACUGCUGCUGUCACGCUCAUCAUUUUAGUCUUUAAAAUGUUUGUUUUAGCCCACUCUACAUGGUCCUUUGCCUUUCAAAUCCAGGAGUGAUAUCUGUCUGUAUUGUUUAUACAGAUUAAUAUCAGUCUGGUCCCCGCGUCCUCCGUUGCGCCCCAAGCUCGGUCAAACGUGAUGACAUCAGGUUAUUCUUUUUUUCAUUGACACAUGUGAAACGGAGGAGCUCAUUGGUCACCUAUGAUUUACAAAUAAAAUCAAAUUUAGUUUAGUGCUUCGCCCAUUGAUUCUGCAGAAAUCCACAAUGUUUUUCAGCCCCCUGUGAUUUUUUUUUUUCCUUUAUUUUUUCUAAUACGGACUAUUGGCUAACCCACCUCUCAAUCACGGCCAUUUGAAAAGAGGAGGAGAUUCACCGGUGACCAGACUCACUUCUUCGUAAAGUAUUGAAUAAGUGUGCCUUUGGGAUCCCAGGCAACAUGAGCCUGGUGUUUUUUUUUCACUAUGUCGUCCCUGAAUAAGGAUAUGAACAUUAAUAACAGACCAAUUCGGUGCCUGCUUUUCCAGGUUGAUUGACAGCCUCAUUGCUAAGCUCCUGCCCCUUGCCAAACAGCAGUGUUGGCGGUGGGGGCGUGUAGCUUCAAUAGUCUCGCUCCUGAUUGGCUCUUUGGUUUUCCAAUAUUGUCCAUAGUUCCAGAUUAUAUAUUAUUCCGCUAUAACCGAACUCUAUGGGUGACGUCACACCCUCUCAGGUACUCUUCUAUUAUAAAGUCUAUGGUCUAGUUGUAGAUUAAUGAGCAAUGUCGGUAAAGCCUUUUGUAUUUUAUUUUUCACAAAAAUCCAUAGCAGCUGCUGUUAUAUCAUCAUUAAUGAAAUGGAUCCAGAUAUAUUGUGUGACCUCAAAUUGUGUUUAAAGUGGUGGGGUGUUAAGUACCUAUCAGGUGAAGAGGCCAUGGCUGUGUUCACUGCAGUUCCUAGCAGCCAGUACAUGUACAGCUCCUUUGCUAAGAUUCCACAUGUUCAGAGAUGGACCAAAUGACGCACAGGCAAACACAGAGGACAGACAGAAGCCUGCAUAUGUAUCUGUAUACAUCUAGAAUGUAGCACAUAAAUGAGCUUAUAAGAACAUGUUCUUUUCUGUUACACCGAAUGAACAUAUGAAAAACAUGCUCCUCCUGAUUGUGGGACCUGAGGAACAUUUGAGGAACAUGGUCCCCCUGACUGUCCUAUAUAUAUAUAAAACAUCUAAGGAACAUGUUCUUCUUUACUGCUCUACCAGAAGAAUACUGGGGGGAAAGGCUCCUCCUGACUGUUUUUCAUAAAAAAAAUAUAUGUCAAACAUGUUCUGUGCCUUCCAUAAAUCUUUCUCCUGCCCUCAUUGGACCUUCAGAUGGUAGCUAUAAUGUACCACUGCCUUAAGUUGCACCAAAGAGAUUCUGCUCACAUUGUUUAGAUAUUUGUUCUUCUAGUUCUUGUGUCUUCUCUGAACUGGAUAAGCUGCGUUUCUGAAAUGAAGUAACAGAAUGGACCUAUGCUGGGAGGGCAUCUGAGUCUGCUGAUGUAUUUAUGAACAUAAUUUAUUGAUCUGUGUGUUGAUUAUUUAUGGAAUCCUGUGCCUUUUGAUUUGUUUUGGAUCAAAAUGGAAUAAAAUAUGUUUUUUUUCUUGAGGC